Molecule: messenger RNA, 1990 nt
Organism: Anopheles funestus (African malaria mosquito)
Lineage: Eukaryota; Metazoa; Arthropoda; Insecta; Diptera; Culicidae
Exons: 2
Coding region: 98-1873 (591 amino acids)
Source: RefSeq, a predicted model, not a curated record
ACUGUCGCAUGCUUUUGUUUACCGCGAACCGUUGUUUGGAAAACAAGAAAAAAAAAGGUGCUUCAACAGGGCGAGCAAAUUUUGUAAAAGUUGUGUAAUGUUGCGAUUAAUACGAAUAUUCAGUUCACCUGGGACGAUAUGCUUAAAAUCGCCUCAACCACUAACCAACUUUCUGGCACGGUUCGGCACAUUCUCACCGCGCGAAUUUCAGUACGAAACAUCGGAUGGCGAAAGUGGCACCUUGAUGCAUCGUUUUUCCCGGCACGUGUCUUUGACGAAGCGUGAUUUCACCGACAAAACAAAGUACGGAUUUAAGGUGUCCAAUUUCUAUCCCCUGCCUGAUGUGGACAGCUAUGGUCAGCAGAUACGUGAUCUCGAAACCGUUGAUUUGGCUAAGCUGAUCACCUUCACGACUGAUUUUCGCAGCAAAACAGAUUUCCGAUCCUACACGGAGAUCGUGAAUGCACUCGACGAGGAGUGUGUACGCCGGGUGCCGAAAGCAACAAUGUACGAACUGCUGGAAAUGUUACAUUGCUUUAUGUAUCUAUUGCCGAACAAAAUUGCCCAGCUGAAAUCGUACCAAACGGCCAUGCCAAAGCUUAUUCAACUGUUUGACGGUGGGUCGGAGAAUGAGCGCGAUUUCAUGUCAAUCGCGUUCUUCCUUGGGUUGUGGAAGCGCAACAAAACGGGAACGAUAUUGAUGAAAGAAUUUCUUCAACAACAUUUGGAUCGAUAUCUAACACCGGAGCUAACACAGAUGGAUUUCGUCAUACUAGCGAAUGCAACGUACAAAACGAGCCUACGAAUGGCGGACGAAUCAGAAGGAUUCAAAAGUAGACUAAUGCAAGAGAUAGUCCUAUUUAAAAAUGAAGAUGAUUCGGCACUAUUAGUUACGCUGAUAAAAUGUGCCCGAAUGAAUCGGCUUUCGUCGGACGAGAUAAUGCAAAAAGUUCACUCAUUUAUCGAAGCGAACAUGGCACGCAAAGAGCUAGAUUUCCGUGGCCUUACACAUCUGUUCGCGUACAUCGCAGACAAUCGGAUAAAGAAUGACACCUUGACAGAGCUUUUCGUCGAAGGAUGUUGGGCCCGAUUCGACACGGAAGGUCGUACGAACGGGUUCGAAACGCAAACACAGUCCUGCCGUCCGAAGGAUAUCGGAACGUUCCUGUGGAGUUGUGCCACUCUCGGCGUACCGAUGGAAGCUUACAGUGGAGUUAAUUUAAACAUGCUCGAAAAAGCGAUCCGAUUGAAAGUUGACGCCGGUGAAUAUCGAUACAUUCCGGACGUACUGGUCGAUACGAUCCUUUCGCUGUGGAUUUGUGAUCGCAAGUCGAUUGGACUGUUUCGGCUACUGUUCAAGGAUCGAACUCUGUUACAGAAUCUACGCAAAGAACGUGCGAAGCUGGAAUCGAGAAAGGAUCUGCUGCUCAGCUGUGCAGAGAUAGAUCUGCCCGAAGCUUCGGACAUGAUGAAAUCGGUGAGAAAGCCAACUGGAGAUGCAUUUCUACUGAAUCGUUCUGCACCGCAAUUUUUGUUGAGACCUGGCUUAAAGAAAGUAGCUGAAUGUUUGGAGCGGUUAAAGGAAUCGAGACAACUGCCUAUAUCAACUAUUAGCUUUAAUUUACCAGUGAAACAUUUGAAUAUUGCGGGUAUUUUAGUUAAAAUGGUCACAGGUGAUGAAAAGAAUUUGGACGUUCUUGAUGAAAAGCAUACGCUGAGCGAUGGAGAAUCGCCAGUUGGACUCAUGAAACUGAAAACACGAAUAUUGAAAGAUAAAGCCGUUGAUCAGGGAUUGGUUAAUCUAUGCCGGUUUGAUACACAAGAUUUAUUACAGGAAGAAAUAAGGCGUAUCCUAGCAGAGACAAAGCAGUAAAAGGAUUGAAGUAUACAGUAGAUUAGUAUAAAAUAAACCUCCCAAAGCGCCCUGAAAUAAUUUCAGGAAUGAAUAACAAAUUUCUGGAGAAAUUAUACGUUACUUCGGAUGAGUGGC